Messenger RNA from Acanthopagrus latus (yellowfin seabream), 7239 nucleotides. It is a transcript of the gene adgrb1a, whose product is annotated as adhesion G protein-coupled receptor B1a. Gene Ontology annotation, cellular component: plasma membrane; dendrite; postsynaptic density. The transcript has 32 exons. Gene Ontology annotation, biological process: negative regulation of angiogenesis; adenylate cyclase-activating G protein-coupled receptor signaling pathway; engulfment of apoptotic cell. Gene Ontology annotation, molecular function: G protein-coupled receptor activity. Lineage: Eukaryota; Metazoa; Chordata; Actinopteri; Spariformes; Sparidae. The coding region runs from base 793 to 5583 and encodes 1596 amino acids. The record is from RefSeq and is a predicted model, not a curated record.
CACACAGACAGACACGGACGCUCCAGAGCCGCGAGCUGGGGACGGCUUGCUUCCGAGACGCGCGCGAGCUCUCUCUGAUUUGCCGCGCCGUUAAAGCUGACAGAGCAUCCACCUGGAGACUGUAACCUGGAGACGGGGAGGAUUUAGACGUGGGCAUCAACUUUUUGAUAGAAUUCUCACAUUUUCUUUUCUGGAAUAACAAACACAGCUGUUAUUAACUAAAAAAAAAAAACAACAACAAGGAUUUCUCCUCAUAAAUGAAAGAGAAGCGGGGGACGUUCAAUUUUGGAACAAUGUCAGAAAAAAACAGUCAGUGAAUACAUUCGGGAUUUUCUGAACCCAUUUUACGCACUGGGAACUAACGGACAUUGUGAACUCCUCUCUGAGUUUCCCCUCAUGCUCUCGCACACGUUUAAUUCGCUCAGAAAAAGGUGGAAUCUCCGUGUAUAAUAAUGUGUUUUGAGGACUUAUCCUAGGACUUAUCUCCAGGCUUUUGGGAUUGAUGAAUGCCCCGUGAACGCACCGAGCUUUGACCGCUGACAGUAUGCAUCAGAAGGACUGGUAACUUACUCAAGGUUCUUGUGAAUCUCGGGAUCGACCGAUGCAGUCAUGGGAAGAUCGCUGGACCUUUGAGAGCAACCUUCCUCUCCCUCCUCCUCCUCUUCCACCACCACAUCCUCUUCCUCCCCACCCCACCUCCUUUUCUCCCACAUUUGUCGAACGCAGCUGGAAGUUGAGUCCUCCGAAGCAAGAUAACCGGCCAUCGAUACCUUCUCCUAUCAUCUGCAAACCAUGACAAGCCCUGUUUUUUGGAUUUGCGGCCAAGCAAGAUGGCCUCUCCCAGUGCUAUUCCUGUAUUUCGCUCCUUUGUUGCUGAUGGGGGAAUGGUGCCACGCAGCCCCCUCAGGCCCAGAGUCUGACUCCUGCUCCACCCUAGUCCAGAGCCGCUUUUUCGGCUUCUUCCUGUCAUCAUCAGUAUUCCCCUCCACACCUUGUUCCUGGACGCUACAGAACCCUGAUCCGCGGCGCUACACCAUCUUCAUCAAGGUCACCAAACCUACUGAGAAGUGUGUGCCGUCACAGCUCCGCACCUUCCAGUAUGACUCUUUCCUGGAGACCACACGUACCUACCUGGGCAUGGAGAGCUUUAACGAGGUGGUCAAGCUGUGCGAUACCUCAGCCCCGGUGGCCUUCCUGGAGGCCGGAAAGCAGUUCCUCCAAAUGAGGAAGGGUCCUCCUCGGGCAGGCACGCCCGCCGCUGAUGGCGACGGGGAUUUCAAAACAGAGUACCUGGUGGUGGGAAAGCGCAACCCCAGCAUGGCGGCCUGUCAGAUGCUGUGCCAGUGGCUGGAAGACUGUCUGGCCUCUAGCACGUCGAACAGGCCCUGUGGCAUCAUGCAGACUCCAUGUAUGUGCUGGGAGCCACCUCCACAGCUCAGUGAGGGGGAUAGCUGUUAUCACAAUGGAGUUUACCUGGAGAACUGUUUACCAAGUGUGAAAGAAAGUGGCAGAGAUGCUGAGAUGAAUGGUGGCUGGAGUAUGUGGGGUCAGUGGGCACAGUGCAGUAGCGAGUGUGGAGGCGGGAUUCAAACCCGGACUCGGACCUGCCAGUCGCCCCCGGAGGAGUCAUACCUGUGUGAGGGUGUGGUGGAGGAGGGCCGGCCCUGCAACUCACAGCCCUGCAUGGGCAAAGGUCGCCAUCUCUCUCGCAGCCAAUCGCUUCGCUCGGUGGACAGCCGCAAGCGUGACGACGUAGACAAGCCCCGCAGCGGACAGCAGAGCCCUCAGACAGUAGACUCAGCUUCAGGUGAGGAGUGGUCAGCGUGGAGUGUGUGUUCUGCCACGUGUGGGGAGGGCUGGCAGAGUCGCACUCGUUUCUGUGUGUCCUCCUCCUACAGCACCCAGUGUAGUGGGCCACUGCGAGAGCAGAGACCUUGCAACAACUCUGCUGUCUGUCCAGCUGCUCUGAUUGCAGUGCAUGGCGCUUGGGACGAGUGGUCACCGUGGAGUUUGUGUUCAUCAACCUGUGGCCGAGGUUACAGGUCCCGAACACGCACCUGUACCCCCCCUCAGUUUGGGGGAGAUCCAUGCGAUGGACCAGAGAAACAGACGAAAUUCUGCAACAUAGCUGUUUGUCCAGUGGAUGGAGUAUGGAAUGAGUGGUCCAGCUGGAGCUCCUGUUCGGCCUCCUGCUCUAAUGGGACCAUGCAAAGAACCAGGGAGUGUAACGGCCCCUCGUACGGCGGCUCGGAGUGCAGAGGAGAGUGGCUGGAGACUGUCGACUGCUUCCUGGGGGAGUGCCCAGUGGAUGGCAAGUGGCAGCCAUGGUCUCUAUGGUCAGGCUGUUCUAAAACCUGUGGAGGGGGGAGCCAGCAGAGAAACAGGAUUUGUUAUGGGCCCUUUUUUGGAGGGCAGUCGUGUCCUGGAGAACGAGAAGAGGUCCGGCGCUGUAAUGAAAAGAGAUGUCCAGAACCUCAUGAAAUAUGUGGUGAGGACAACUUCUCUAACGUCGUGUGGAAGAUGACUCCAGCUGGUGAUACAGCAGCAGUACGCUGUCCUCCCAAUGCCAUGGGGCUUAUCCUGCGCCGCUGCACUCUGGAUGAAGAGGGAAUUGCCUACUGGGAGAACCCCACCUAUAUGAAAUGCAUUUCCAAUGACUAUCGCAGUAUACAAACUUUGACGCGUGAACACUUGUCCAAAGCACAGCGUGGCCUUGUGGGAGAUGGAGUUUCGGAGGUGAUGACCAAAUUGAGGGUGACAUCCAGUGAUGGGACCAGCUACAGCGGUGAUCUGCUAGCCAUCGUAGAUGUGCUGAAGAAUAUGACAGAGAUCUUCAGGAGGGCAUACUACAGUCCCAGCAGUGCAGACAUGCGGAACUUUGUGCAGUCAGUCAGCAAUCUGUUGAUGGAGGAGAACAGGGAGAGAUGGGAGGAAGCACAACUGCUGGGGCCAAACAUCAAAGAGCUGUUCCGUCUGGUGGAGGACUUUGUGGAUGUCAUUGGCCUGAGGAUGAAAGACUUUCAAGACAUGUAUGAAGUCACCGAUAACCUAGUACUGAGCAUCCACAAGCGUCCAGUGAUGGGUCAUGCAGACAUCAGUUUCCCAAUGAAGGGCUGGAGGGGCAUGGUGGACUGGGCCCGCAACUCCGAAGACAGAGUUACCAUCCCCAAGAACAUUCUGUCUACUGGCAAGCCAGAUACAGACGAGUCCUCAACCUUUGUAACCGGCAUCGUUUUGUACAGAAACCUGGGCAGCAUUCUGACCCUGCAGAGAAACAGCACAGUCCUCAACUCCAAGGUUCUGUCAGUAACAAUCAAGCCCACCCCGGCUUCCCUCUCCGCUCCAGUUGUAGUUGAGUUCUCUCAUCUGUACAACGGUACCAGCAACCAGACCUGUAUAUCCUGGGAUGAGAGUGACAGCUCCUCUCUGCUGGGAUCUUGGUCUGCCAGGGGCUGCAAAGCCGUGCUAGUCGACUCAUUCAGAACCAAAUGCGUGUGUGACAGACUGUCCACCUUCGCCAUUUUAGCACGGCUAAAUCCCGAAAUGAACAUGGAUAAGACACAGCUCCCAUCUGUGACGCUGAUUGUGGGCUGUGGAGUAUCUUCACUGACACUGUUGCUACUCAUCAUCAUCUAUGUCUCUGUCUGGAGAUACAUUCGGUCGGAGCGCUCAGUCAUCCUCAUUAACUUCUGCCUCUCCAUCAUCUCCUCCAACGCCCUUAUUCUCAUUGGACAGACGCAGACACGAAAUAAGGUCUUAUGCACCCUGAUUGCUGCAUUUCUUCAUUUCUUCUUCCUGUCCUCGUUCUGCUGGGUUCUUACGGAGGCAUGGCAGUCAUACAUGGCAGUGACGGGCCGCCUCAGAAAUCGCAUUAUACGCAAGCGUUUCCUGUGUCUUGGCUGGGGUCUCCCUGCACUAGUUGUGGCGAUCUCAGUGGGAUUCACCAAGGCAAAGGGAUAUGGAACACCAAGCUACUGCUGGCUGUCUCUGGAAGGAGGUCUUCUUUAUGCAUUUGUUGGACCUGCUGCAGCUGUUGUUUUGGUUAACAUGGUUAUUGGGAUUCUCGUUUUUAACAAACUGGUGUCCAAAGACGGCAUUACUGAUAUGAAACUAAAGGAGAGGGCGGGUCAGAUGACAGUGCCACUGUACAAUAUGACGCUCAAAUGUGCCAAGUGCGGGGUUAUCUCUUCGGCUGACGUUUCCACCACAGCUACCAGUAACGCCAUGGCAUCACUGUGGAGCUCCUGUGUAGUUUUGCCCCUCCUGGCCCUCACAUGGAUGUCAGCUGUCCUCGCCAUCACCGACCGGCGCUCUGCACUCUUCCAGAUACUCUUUGCUGUCUUCGAUUCACUGGAAGGCUUCGUAAUUGUCAUGGUGCACUGCAUCCUGCGCAGAGAGGUUCAGGAGGCAGUAAAGUGCCGUGUGGUGGACCGCCAGGAGGACGCUAAUGGAGAUUCAGGUGGAUCUUUCCAAAAUGGCCAUGCACAGCUCAUGACUGACUUUGAGAAAGACGUGGAUAUGGCUUGCAGAUCAGGCACCAUGAAGCGCUCCUCUCUCCAGGGGGAAGAAAAGGCCUCCUCUGGCACCCUCACUCUUCAGAAGGGUUCUAACUUCAACACCAUGCCGGCCAGCAUGGCCAAGGUUCACCUGCAGAACGUGGCUGACUACACCAGCCACACUCUGACGCUGCGCAGGGAUAAAGGCGCUACGAAAGGAAUCAGUACCGAGCUACCGGGUGCCAAAUCCAUCUACAUCUGCGACGGCGAGCUCUUCAAGCAGCUGGACGGAGAGCUGCCUCGAGGGAACGGUGAGGGCAGCAGCUCCGAGGGCACUGGCAAAGGCCCAGGGUACGUCAUUCUACCCACCAACAACACGGGAACCAUGAAGGGUGGGAAAGAGGAGCAGACUGCCAAGUACAACAUCAGCAUCGAGCAGCUGCCUCAGACCAGACUCAUCCACCUGGCCAACCCUGUCAGCGCAGAGCCUGUGCCUGGCUUUGGGCUGAAGACCCUUCCUGCUGACCAGAUCAGUGUGUCAUGCUCUGACAGAGACUCACCUGCACACAACCUGCAGAACAUGCCCAGAGACUCCCAGGUGGCCAACAGCAUGUGUGACGGGGGAGAUUCCGGAAACUCUGGUGUGAUGUCCAAGAGCGAGACCAUCUCCACACUGUCUAUGAGCUCACUGGAGAGACGAAAAUCACGCUAUGCAGAGCUUGACUUUGAGAAGAUUAUGCACACCCGGAAACGCCACCAGGACAUGUUUCAGGACCUGAACAGGAAGAUUCACAGUGCAGACAAGGAUAGAGAAUCUCCACCUGUUGACGCCAAAGCUGCCAAAAGAUGGAGUGUGUCCUCUGCCAGCAGCGACAAGACCAACAUGAGUCAGGACAAGCAGCAGACCCCGAGUAAGAGGGCAUGGGAGGGCAUAAGGAAGACCCACUCCCCUCCGUCCUGGGUGAAGAAGGACCUGGAGACGGUGGCAGCCUCCCCUCUGGAGUUACAGACCGUGGAGUGGGAGAAAACCAGCGCCACCAUUCCUCUGGUGGGCCAGGAGAUCAUGGACCUGCAGACGGAGGUGUGACCCACAUUGCGACCUCAUGCCGACAACUCCCUUCUUUUCCGAUGCCCUCAGACAAACAAGCUGACACACACCACACACACACACACACUGCCCUGCUCUGUACUUCUACUCAAAGCCCGGAUGGAGCCCAAAUGUGAGAACUGGAGGGGUAAAGAGGGCGAGGAGGAGAGAGAAGGAUUAAAAUAUCAGAAAAUCAAUUAAACCAAUUAAAGAGAGAACAGGAACAUGAUGUCUCUUUCUGUGUUGUUUCAUUUGGUGUUUGGACGGGGUUUUUGUCAUGAAAAUACUUGUCAUCUUCUUGUAUAUGGUCUCAGAUACCACGCUGGCUCACAUAGGAGACAGAUCGCCAAAGUAGCAGAUUCAGCUACUGUAUGUGCAUAAUGUAGUCAUGUAAUAAACUGCAUAGCAAAGGUAAUCAUGCAAUGUUUACCCCUGAAUUAAAUGAAUACAAUGUAAUGAUCAUGAUUAUGUCUUUUUUUUUUCCACUGUUAAAAGUACUGUUGCAUCACUAUUCUGCUCUCUCUCUCUCCUGAUGAACGCUGAUGUUGUACACUGUUCGAGAUGCCCCUGGACUUUUUUUUUUUUUUUUUUUUUUUUUUUUCUUUUAACAUAAAUCUCAACAGGGAAAACGAACAAGGGUUCAUUCUCACAUGCGCCCCCCAGUUGCCAUAACCCCUCCUCCCCUCCCCUCCCCUACAAUUCACCCAAAUCCUGUUGACUCCACAACUUUAUACCCUGUGAUCCUGGUGGCUCAAUGGCGGCCCUGCAGUGACAAGCGAACAGGGGUCCAGGGAGGUUAAAAAAUCGAAGAGCCAAAAACGGCAUGUUGCCUUCUCAUCGAUGGACACCUCAGAGACGCCAGGGAGCAGGCUGGCAGGCUCUGCACUCUACUAAGUCCACAACCUCAAUGCAACAAAGGGACAGCAUGGAUGUCAGUGCAUCCAGAAGGAGCCAUGUUCAACAAACACGCGCUGUCUGGGCCAGUUUCUCGAUGUACAAGCAGGCUUGAUACAGUAAAUGCAAAGUGCGAUGGUGUUUCAAAGAUGCUAAGGAAAAGGGUACUUGUGUGUAUGUAUGUGUGUGGUGAGCAAUGGAAGAUGAGUAAAUGACUAGAUCUAUAAAUAUAUGCGAUGAUGAAUAAAGCUGAUGAUAUAUAAGGCAGAGUUGAUCAGAGGGAUGGUGGCUGCACACGGUGAAAGCACAAGGCUCAUUUGGAGUCCUGAUGUACAGCAUUGUAAUUAUUUCAACAGAGUUCUACAGAAUGGAUUUUAGCCUAUAAAUAUCUUUCUUACUGUGCUUGGGGAUAGUUGUUAUCAUUAUUAUUAAUAUGAACAUGAUUAUUCUGAUACUGAUCCGCCCAUUCCCUCCCCCUUACCUUUAAAGGUACUGGACUAUACGAGUGUUCUGUAUCGCAACGUAACAGUGUGUGUUUUGAUAUCACCGCCAGUCACUCCUUCAGAUCUGUAUUUGUCGAAACCCCCGACCUCAGACCUCUGACCCCCUGAUCUGCACCCCACCCUGCCACACACAUCCCUCCUGACCCCCCUUCACUCCCCUUUUUAUUUUACUGGGGUCACCUCUUUGUUAAUGUACAGUUUUCAGAGCACAAAAUGAAUGUGUCUUAUUUCUAAUAAAAGCAUAUAAGUAUAUAAUAAA